Messenger RNA from Amaranthus tricolor (Joseph's coat), 744 nucleotides. RefSeq lists its product as uncharacterized. The record is from RefSeq and is a predicted model, not a curated record. The transcript has a single exon. Bases 1 to 744 code for a protein of 247 amino acids. NCBI's taxonomy places the organism in Eukaryota, Viridiplantae, Streptophyta, Magnoliopsida, Caryophyllales, Amaranthaceae.
AUGACUCAUGAUGAACUACAUGCUAAUCAACAAUUUGAAAUAGCUCACAAUAUUGCCCAUGAGGGAACCAAAACUGGAAAAGGGUUGAAUCAAAUAGGAAAUUUACAAAGAGCUACUGACACUCAAUGGUCAUCUCAUUUGAAUUCCAUUACUAGUUUGAUGAGAACAUUUAGUGCAACUGGUAAGGUUCUUAAAACUGUUAUAAAGAAAGGAAAUUCAGAAAAGCGUGCAAGUGCUGAUGCUGCUUAUGAAUGCUUGAUAUCUUUUGAGUUUGUAUUUAUUUUGCAUUUGAUGGGAGAACUUUUGGGGUUGACUGAUAAUUUGUUUCAAGCUUUACAACGUCGUGGUCAAGACAUACUUAAUGCGAUAUGUUCAGUGUCAUCUACUAAAGUCUUCGUUCAAAUGUUUAGAGCAAAUGGUUGGGAUGAGUUGUUUAUUAAAGCUAAGUCUUUUUGUAAGAAGCAUAAUGUUGAAAUUCCGAAUGUGACUGCUCAUCACAAACCAGGUAAAGGUCGUUCUCAUCAAGGGGGGAAUAUAACAAUGGUGCAUCAUUUUCGAGUUGACUUAUUUAUUGCGGUAACAGAUGCACUACCACAAGAACUCGAUCAUAGAUUUGAUGAAAACAUGAUUGAUCUUCUAUUUUUUAGUGCAUCUUUGGAUCCUAAAGAUUCUUUCAAGUCUUUUGAUAUUGACAAAAUAUGCAAUUUGGAAAACAAAUACUUAACUGAAGACUUCUCCGAUUAA